AUGACGUUUACCCAUGGGGAGCUGCAGGUGGUGGAGCAGGUGGUCACCACACAUCCAGGGUGCUGGGGCUUCACCACGGGAUGGCAAAGCACUGGACAGUGUUUGUCCUGGCUAGCACUGGGCAUUCUGUGUUGCCUUAAGCGGGCACGGGCUGGGGGCCACUCCCUGGGCUGGAAGAAGUGGGGGAUGGAUGGGGGACCUCCCACAGAGUUUCCAGGCCACAGGGUGGGGGUUGUGCUGGGGGACCCAGGGAGCUCCCCGAGAACCAUCACUGUGGCCCCUAAUUCUUUCUCUACAACCCGCUUGCACGUCACAGCCCAGUUGCUGGCACAGAACUUAGAAGUUUUGUCUGUAAAUGGGGUGGUCUGGAAGGGUCCUGAGAGGUUGCACGUGGCUGCCCUGGGCAGCCGGCCAAAGCCACUCAAGGUGACCAGCAUCCAGGGCAUGCUGACUGCUAUCUGCCAGUUAGUGGGAGUCACGGGGGCAGCAGAAAACAGCACCUGUGCCAAGUUCUCCAAUGAUUCCUUUGAGGAGAGCCGAGUGUUCCUGGUGGUGGUGUACAGCGCCGUGUGUGCACUGGGCCUCCCAGCCAACCUCCUGACGGCGUGGCUGACGCUGCUGCAGGUGCUUCAGGGCAACGUGCUGGCCAUAUACCUCUUCUGCUUAGCGUUCUGUGAGCUGCUCUAUAUCAGCACCCUACCACUCUGGGUCACCUACAUCCAGAACCAGCACCGCUGGACGCUGGGCCUCCAGGCCUGCAAGGUGACAGCCUACAUCUUCUUCUGCAACAUCUACGUCAGCAUCCUCUUCCUGUGUUGCAUCUCCUGUGACCGAUUCGUGGCAGUGGUGUACGCUCUAGAGAGCCGAGGCCGCCGUCACCAGAAGACCGCCAUCUUCAUCUCUGUAUGUGUCUUCCUCCUCGUGGGGGUGAUCCACGUCCCAUUAUUUUACAUGACAGAGCAAGCCACCUGCUACGAGGCACCGAUGGACAGCGUGAUCGCUAGGUACCACUACUCUAGGUUUGCCUUUGGGUUCGCCAUCCCUUUCUUCAUCAUCGGCUUCACCAACCACCAAAUCAUCAGAAGCACCAGGCUGAGCAGAGGCUUGAGUGCUGCCCAAAAGGCCAAGGUGAAGCACUUUGCAGUGGCCAUCGUCCUCAUUUUCCUGGUCUGCUUUGCUCCCUACCACCUGGUGCUCCUCAUCAAAGCCAUCGCCUUCUCCUACUACAGUGAAGACCAGGCCACCAUGUGUGCCUUCGAGGCCCGUCUGUACACAGUGUCGGUGGUGUUCCUGUGCUUGUCAACAGUCAACAGCGUGGCUGACCCAAUCAUCUACGUGCUGGCCACUGACCAUUCCAGGCAGAAAAUAUCCCGAAUGCACAAGGAGUGGACAGUGCGGGCCACAAAGACAGACCUCACCAAGCUCACGAGUUACAAGGACUCAGAAGAGAUCAAGUCUCCCACAGCGCUCUUGGGCUGA
Molecule: messenger RNA, 1479 nt
Organism: Chrysochloris asiatica (Cape golden mole)
Lineage: Eukaryota; Metazoa; Chordata; Mammalia; Afrosoricida; Chrysochloridae
Gene: GPR132
Product: G protein-coupled receptor 132
Exons: 3
Coding region: 1-1479 (492 amino acids)
Biological process (GO): negative regulation of G2/M transition of mitotic cell cycle; G1/S transition of mitotic cell cycle; G protein-coupled receptor signaling pathway
Cellular component (GO): membrane
Molecular function (GO): G protein-coupled receptor activity
Source: RefSeq, a predicted model, not a curated record